AUGAUUGAAAUUCCCAAAGAUUAUGAAGAAUUAAAUUCUUAAUAAAGACUUGAGAUUUUAGAAUUUUAUGUAUAACCUUUUAUUAUUAAUUUAGUUCGAAACUAUCAUCUCAGAGUAUACAGCCUUUAAUCACUCUUAAUUUAUCUAUCCUCUCUAUUAAACAUUUUAAGUUUAAUUAAAUUAACAGAUCAAUUCAUCAUCUAAUCAAAAUCAUGUACUUUUUACAUAUAAUUUAGAUUUAUGAAGCAUUUAAAAAUCUUUAGAAAAAAGCCAUAGAAGAUACUAUAAUUCAGGAAAUGUUAAUUGAAUAUGAUGAAUGUAAUUUAUAAUUCUAUUAAUCAUAGUUAUUCAUCCAAUCAAAAUUCAAACUCUACCUAAAUUAAUAAAAUAAAAAUAAAAAAAAUCAAAAAUAGAGAAAAAAGCAGUUAGUUGUAUUUUUGAUGAAAAGCCUAUAAAUCAUGAAUUUAUUAUGACUGGUUCUUAAACUUUGAUGGUUCAUGAAAUUAAAGAAAAAGUUCCUAGUAUUUCAGAAUUAGAUGAUUAAAAACUUAAAGUGAUUAGAGAAUUUGAUGAAAAGAGCUACAUUUCUUAAAUUAAUUUUGAAAGGAGACCUCAAAUUGAUUUAAAAACUAUUAUUGAACAAAGAAUGCUAUAAUCUUAAGACUAUUAUUUCAAUGAAGCUUAAUUGGAUGAUGUAAUUAUUUAUCUUAAAUUUAGGCAUAUUAUGUAAUUUAGUAAGCCAUAAUUGAGAUUUAAAUUGAUUAAACAUUAGAAGGUUGGUUCUAUGAUUCAUAUGGAAAUUUUAUUAAUAUGAUUCAAUAAAAAUAUGCUACUAUGUAACUGAAUCUUAAUGAAUUAGAAUCAGAUGGUUGGGUUAUUGAAAAAAACACUAAAUCAUUAGUUAUCAAAUAUAAAAUUGAUUCCAAAAAUUCAACAGUAACUCUUUUUAUGGAUUCAGUCUUUGAAGCUAAUAUCACUAAAUUAAUGGCUUUAAUUAAUGAGAUAGAUCUCUAUUAAAAUUAUGUUCCUUUUUGUGUUAGAUCUUCAAUGCCAAAAAGAAUAGGGAAAUGCUGCAAAAUUUGUGAUAUCUAAGUCUACUUUCCUUUAAUAUCAGAUAGAAAAGCAGUCUUUGUUGGAGAAGGUAUUGAUCGACUUAACAUUAAUGGUACUAUUGUUUUUUUAUGCAAAUCUGUUGAUAACGAUCUUGAGUUCCUUAAAUUACACAAUAUUGAUUUAUCAAAAGAUAAAGGAAAAUUUGUAAAUCUAAUUCUGAAUUAUUAUGUAUUCGAAUUAACUCCUCUUUCUGAUAAUAAAUGUAGGGUUAGAGCUGUUACUAACUCUGAUCCUUAAUGCAGAUAUGUUCCAAAAGCAUUAGUUGCUCUUGUGGCGAGAAAAGUAUUAAAAAAAUAUUUAAAUUUAGAUGGCUAGCACAUUAUUUGAAAAAAUGUAAAAAAUAACUAAAGAUUUCAACUAAAGUCUAUGGUAUCCAAAAUAUAUUGAAAAUUAAGAGUUUUAUGAUUGGAUAGACACUAAAGUUAAAAAUCAUUUUUCUAAACAAUAAAUUUGA
This is a messenger RNA of Paramecium sonneborni, 1567 nucleotides long. NCBI's taxonomy places the organism in Eukaryota, Ciliophora, Oligohymenophorea, Peniculida, Parameciidae. The record is from the annotation of a GenBank genome assembly.